UGACUUGACAUUUGUUUAUCAAAUCGAAUCAAUACGCAAUAAACUUCGCACGAAACAAAGUGAAAAUUAUUCGGUGUAUUGUUUUGUUACUUCGUUAGUCUUAUUACGACAGAGAUCGAAAGUGGACAUUAUAAACUAAAUUAAAAGCGUUCAAGAUGACAAACACGCUAGCUGUUUGUCUCCUCUCUAUAUCAUUAUUUUGUUGUACAAGUUUAUCAGCAGCCCGACAAAUUCCAAAAGAAUGUUCAAAAGGACCUGAAUAUUGGUGUGAAAGCUUAAAGCAUGCAUCCGACUGCGGAGCGGUGCAACACUGCAUUGGCACAGUAUGGGAACAGCAACAAGUCGAAAUCAAAUACAACGAUGUGUCCAACAAUAUUGUACAUCUUUUCAGAAAGUUGAAAGAUGUCAAAGACUUGAUAAAUGAGGAAUACCUAGCGACCAGAGUGAAGUCAGCUUGCAGCGAUAUCCACUCUCCGCCUAUAACCGCUAUGUGCAAGGCGAACACCGCAGUGCUCGACAGCUACCUCAUGCAUGUCUUACAAUCCAAGACCUCUGCAGAAACAAUGUGUCAGAUUAUUGGCAUGUGUAAUAAUGCGAAACUCGAUCAUCUUCUUAACAAAAAGAAAGCAGAAGAACCGGGCAAACAAAAACAUAAACUCUUGGGAGCAUCGAAAUGUACUUGGGGACCCUCAUACUGGUGCAGUAACUUCAGCACGGGUCGAGAAUGCGGCGCGACGCACCACUGCGUCCAACGCGUGUGGUCGAAAAUGACCUUCCCAGAAGACAACGACGGCAUCUGCAAGAUCUGCAAAGAUAUGGUCACCCAGGCCCGUGACCAGCUCCAAAGCAAUGAAACACAGGAAGAACUAAAGGAAGUAUUCGAAGGCGAGUGCAAGUUAAUCCCUAUCAAGUUAGUGACAAAGGAGUGCAUCAAGCUCGCAGACGACUUUGUCCCGGAGUUAGUCGAGACAUUAGCUUCACAAAUGAACCCUGACGCCGUCUGCUCAGUCGCUGGACUCUGUAAUAACGCCAAUAUUGACAAACUUUUGGAAGACUAUAACGCAACCCUUAAACGUAGGGAAGGUUGCUCGAACUGCAGAAGAUCGGUUGGCAUCGUCAGAAAGAGGUUCGACCAAACCAGCUAUGAAAACUUCUUGGUUGGAUUACUUCAGGUCUGCCAAAACAUGGGGUCUCUGUCCGAUUCUUGCUCGAUGCUAACAUUUAAGUACUACGAGAAUAUUCUAGAAGCUGUUAAGAAGGAUUUCAAUCCCCAAUCCGUCUGUCAUCUCAGCGGACAGUGCUCUCAUAUUUUCCAUUCUCACAAUCUUUACACUUUCCCCGAUGAGACCAAGGAUUUGAAGGCUAACGAUGACGUGCCAUGCGAGUUCUGCGAGCAAGUCAUCAACCAUUUGAGAAACACACUCAUCGCCAAUACUUCUGAAAUCGAGUUCCACAAAGUGUUAACUGGUCUCUGCAAACAGACUGGUAAAUUCAAGUCUGAGUGUCUGCAAUUAGUCGAACAAUACUCGUCUGUUAUCUACAACUACCUCGUGUCCGAGCUCAAGCCAGAUAUGAUCUGCGGUUUCAUUGGAAUUUGUACGAAUAAUACAGAUGUUAAUAUUGCUCCGCUGUUGCCUAAGGAACUAGUGGACAAGGCUAUUAAUUUAUCUCCCGAACUGAUUGGUCAAGAUGAGGCCAAUAGCUAUACUACACCGAAGCUUGCUCGCGUGCCAUUGACACACAAGCAGUCUAAUGUAAAAAUAUUGGGAACGGAACCCACCGAAACCCCCGUGCUGCCCAUCGAGAGGAUGUUCAUAGCUACUCCCAAGGCCAACGCCUGGUGUUCCUUCUGCCAGUACUUCCUGCACUACCUGCAGGUGGAGCUCAGUGAUGAUAAUAACGAGGAGAGCAUAAAGAAGGCGGUGGAAGAUGCGUGCGACGUGCUGCCGCAGUCCGUCAGCGACGAGUGCCGGCAGUUCGUGACGCAGUACGGGCCCGCCGUCAUCGCGCUGCUCGUGCAGGAGAUCGACCCCGCCAGCGUGUGCCCCGCCCUGGGCCUGUGCCCGUCCACGGAGGAAGUGCGUCACGUGUCCAUCAACUCGGAGAAGUCGAACUGCCCGCUGUGUCUGUUCGCCGUCGAGCAGCUCGAGACCAUGCUCAAGAACAACCGGAGUGAAGAAAGCAUCCGCAAAGCCCUAGACGGUCUCUGCACUCACCUCUCAACGAAACUUCGAACGGAAUGCGUAGACUUCGUCGACACGUACACCAACCAACUAGUCGAGAUGCUUGUGGCCAAUCUCAAUGCUCAAGAAAUAUGCGUGUACCUCAAACUGUGCAAGGACGAUAAGAAACACGUUGACCCAUUGGCUAUCACGCAUCACUCUAUUGACGAUUUCCAUACGAACCCAGCUCUGAGAGCCGAUAGAAACAACAGGAGAAAACCCAUGCUCCCUGUGGAAAUGUUGGAAAAUGUAGCUGGGGAUAUUAGUACGAACGAAAUACCAGACCAUACGUCGAACGGUCGCCCCAUCAAAAAACCUUCGCAAAACACAAUUUGUGUCAUCUGCGAGUUUGUGCUGAAGGAGAUCGACGAUGAGAUCAAGGACAAACAUAAUGACGACGAAAUAAAGAAGGCGGUACACUCGGUGUGCAGACGUAUGCCGAAGUCGGUGCGGGCGGAGUGCGACCAGUUCGUGGAGAAGUACGCCGACCUCGUCAUCAGUCUGCUGGCGCAGGAGCUCGAGCCCGACGAGGUGUGUCGCGAGCUCAGGCUCUGCGACCCCGCGGCCUUCGACAAGCUUCGAGAGGAAAUCCUGGACUGCGCCGUGUGUGAGACGGUGGUGAUGGCGGUGAAGAAAGUGUUGAGCAACGACAAAAUGGACCGCAACAUCGUACACAUCGUGGAGAAGGCCUGCUCGGCGCUACCCGCCAAAUACAACGCAAGGUGUCACACAAUGAUGGAGAUCUACGGCGAGGGCGUCAUCCACUUGAUCGAGGAGUUCGGUACCAAGGACGUGUGUAAGAAGAUCGGCCUCUGUUCCGCUGGGAACGCGGCUGUUGUCAGCAUGCAUAGGGAUAAUUAGCGUGCUGUAGCUGAAAUAUGAAUAAGCAAUUAACAAUAAUCUCUCAUUUACUUAAGUCAUGAUUUUUUACCAAAUGUCUUUUAGUAGUUUCUUUUCUUAGUUCAUUUUUUUUUUAAAUAAUAUCAUUGAUUUACUAAGUUAGUUGUGCUUAACUUUAAGUUUUAUCCCCCUCGUUCUGGAUAUCUUAAAAUAUGUAUUUUUAUAAAAAAGUUUUGUAUGAUACGUAAGUUAUAAUAAUGUAUAACCCUUUGUGAUAAUCUUUUGCAAGACUUUAAACUAAGUAUAUAUAUAUGUAUGGGUUA
Molecule: messenger RNA, 3385 nt
Organism: Melitaea cinxia (Glanville fritillary)
Lineage: Eukaryota; Metazoa; Arthropoda; Insecta; Lepidoptera; Nymphalidae
Gene: Sap-r
Exons: 21
Coding region: 156-3083 (975 amino acids)
Biological process (GO): sphingolipid metabolic process
Cellular component (GO): lysosome
Source: RefSeq, a predicted model, not a curated record